AUGGAGAAAAUGCUAAUAAACAUUUCUUAUACUGUUAUCUCUAGUUUCCAUUUCUACCUUCAGCCCCUGCUAAAAUUUCUCUUUCCAGCACGCACCAACCAGAGCUUUGUUCCUGACAAACUAAGCCAAGAAGAGUUCAAGAUUGUCAUGGAACAACUUGGAGUUUUUUAUGAUAGAGAUGACGAGCUUCUGCAUCAAGAUCAGAGGUUAUUAGGUGCAGAUGAUCUCUCAAGAUUGUUCGAGGAAGAAGAACCCAGCUUGGAAGAACUGAAGGAAGCAUUUGAUGUGUUUGAUGAGAACAAAGAUGGAUUCAUUGAUGCAAAAGAUUUACAAAGAGUUCUAUGCCGUCUGGGUUUUAAGGAAGGAAAACAAGUUGAGGAGUGUAAGAGAAUGAUUCAUGCAGUUCAUGGGGAUGAUGGGUUUGGAAUUCAAUUCACUGAUUUUUUGAUAUUUAUGAACAAGUGUUUUUGA
Messenger RNA from Hevea brasiliensis (rubber tree), 471 nucleotides. RefSeq names its product probable calcium-binding protein CML45. Gene Ontology annotation, molecular function: calcium ion binding. Bases 1 to 471 code for a protein of 156 amino acids. The transcript has a single exon. The record is from RefSeq and is a predicted model, not a curated record. Lineage: Eukaryota; Viridiplantae; Streptophyta; Magnoliopsida; Malpighiales; Euphorbiaceae.